Messenger RNA from Gilbertella persicaria, 672 nucleotides. RefSeq names its product vacuolar membrane protein-domain-containing protein. The record is from RefSeq and is a predicted model, not a curated record. Gene Ontology annotation, cellular component: membrane. The coding region runs from base 1 to 672 and encodes 223 amino acids. NCBI's taxonomy places the organism in Eukaryota, Fungi, Mucoromycota, Mucoromycetes, Mucorales, Choanephoraceae. The transcript has 3 exons.
AUGAUAGCACAACAGACAUGUCAAUUGAUGGAUGGGUUUGGUCUUCUAAUUCAAUCUGUCUUGUUCUUGACUGUAUUGAUCACUUUGAUGUACAAAAGAGCCACAGAGACACCACAAAGACCCUUAAAGAUAUGGGCAUUGGAUGUCAGUAAGCAAUUUAUAGGAGCAGGUAUGCUUCAUUGUAUUAAUAUCAGUAUCAGUUACGCAGCAAAAGAUGAUAAGAGAAAUGACGAUGAUUUAUGCGCAUGGUAUUUUUUAAACCUCGCUAUGGAUACCACUGUCGGUGUCUUAUUGCUCUGGUGCUGGCUUCCAUUAUUCAUGGCUGGCUUAGAAAGAUUAGGGGUCGAGAUAGGCAAGACAGGCGAUUAUGGCCAAAGAUGGAAGUCUCGCUGGACACGUCAGUUGAUUGUGUUUCUGUCUGCAGAGAUCCUCACAAAAGCAUGUUUAUAUGAGAUCAUUGUUUAUUUGCCUUGGUUCAUCACAUUGGCUAAAAUGGCAUUAGACUGGACAGGGGAUAAUCCGCACUUUCAGCUGGUGUUUGUGAUGCUCAUUUUUCCUUUAGUCAUGAAUGCACUUCAAUUCUGGUUGACAGACACAAUUUUAAAAGUACAACAGGUAAAAGAGGAAUGGACGAUAAACAAAAACGAAAGAACACCUUUGUUCAUGGCCUAA